Messenger RNA from Sesamum indicum (sesame), 918 nucleotides. RefSeq names its product auxin-induced protein 22D. Gene Ontology annotation, biological process: regulation of DNA-templated transcription. Gene Ontology annotation, cellular component: nucleus. NCBI's taxonomy places the organism in Eukaryota, Viridiplantae, Streptophyta, Magnoliopsida, Lamiales, Pedaliaceae. The record is from RefSeq and is a predicted model, not a curated record.
AUGGAAUUCGAGAGCGAUCUGAAUCUGAAGGCAACUGAGCUGAGAUUAGGGUUGCCCGGAAGAGAUGAAUCCGAGGAACAGUCUUCGUCUUGUGUGAAGAAAAACAAGAGAUCUUCAUCUGAAAUGGAUAGUUCAUCUGAACAUCAAGAAUCUGGCCCCUCAGCUCCCAAGGCUCAAGUGGUUGGGUGGCCGCCGGUGAGAUCUUACCGGAAAAAUGUGCUGCAGCAGCAGAAAAAACCCGAAUCCGAUGGAUCUGGGAUGUUUGUGAAAGUGAGCAUGGAUGGAGCUCCAUAUCUAAGGAAGAUAGAUCUCAAGUGCUACAAGAACUACUUUGAUCUUCUCAAGGCCUUAGAAAACAUGUUCAAGUGUACCAUAGGUGUGUACUCAGAGAGAGAAGGGUACAAUGGAUCUGAAUAUGCACCAACUUAUGAAGACAAAGAUGGGGACUGGAUGCUUGUGGGAGAUGUGCCAUGGGAUAUGUUCAUUACUUCUUGCAAAAGGCUGAGGAUCAUGAAAGGGUCUGAAGCUAAAGGCUUGGGGUGCCUCUAGAUGCAAUGGUCAGAGAGGAGGGUUGCAUAUCUAUGAGUUUUCAAGGGGGAACUCUUCUUGAUGGGCUGAUUGAGGGUUCUUCAACCAAUUCAGGCAGAUACAGAGAUCUGCAGCUUGGAAGAGGCAUAGAGGUUCAUGGAUGAUUUUUUUUGUCUCUGAUGGAUUUAAGCUCGGGCCCUGGAUGGAAAUUGCAGGGGAGCAGAAGGGUCUGCACAUCUUUUGUACAAAUGAUAGACUUCUUGGAGUUUCCAUUUUGUUUGUGUUUCUCAGAAAAUUAGAAAUGUAUCUACAGGAGUAAAGCAUAUAGAUAGGUGAUAUUAUACAAUAUAUAACCCACGAAAAUGCCAUUUUCAAGAUUCUUUUUGCUUC